GUGACGUGACGUCACCGCGUGGUGCGUUCAUAUCCUUGUUUGUAAACUUCCUGGUGGAGCUAACGGCGCUAGCAACAACUUGGUGAUUUCGGGCAGCGAUCAUGAUGGCGUCUAGUUAUAACGCCAAAGACGAAGAUGGACAUAUAACCGUGUCCGGGCCCGGCGGCGGGACUCUGCGCAGCAAGAAGCCCGAGAACACUGCGUUUAAACAGCAGAGACUACCCGCUUGGCAGCCCAUCCUCACCGCGGGCACCGUGCUCCCUGCCUUCUUCAUCAUCGGACUCCUCUUCAUUCCCAUCGGCAUCGGCCUGUUCGUAACGUCCAACAACAUCAAGGAGUUUGAGGUGGAUUACACAGGCGUCGACAUGUCCAGUCCCUGUUUCAACUGCUCCCAGAACUUCAGCUGGAACAGCACGAGGCCUUGCACCUGCACCAUACCUUUCUACCUGGACCAGCCAUAUGAGAGCAACGUCUACGUGUAUUACGGCCUCUCCAACUUCUACCAAAACCACAGACGCUACGUCAAGUCGAGAGACGACAGCCAGCUGAAUGGAGACGUUAACUCCCUCAUGAGUCCCAGUAAGGAGUGUGAGCCGUACGCUUUUCAUGAAAACAAGCCUAUUGCUCCGUGUGGGGCCAUCGCCAACAGCAUGUUCAACGACACAUUGGAGCUGUUUUACAACGACCCCAACGGCACGAGGAUCCCGAUUCCUCUGAACACUACGGGCAUCGCCUGGUGGACCGACAAGCAUGUGAAGUUCGGAAACCCCGGAGGCAACCCCAACCUCACAGCCGCUUUUCAAGGUACCACGAAGCCGGUGAACUGGCGCAGGCCUGUCUACGAGCUGGACGCUGAUCCGGGGAACAACGGCUUCAUCAACGAGGACUUCAUCGUGUGGAUGAGAACGGCCGCCUUGCCGACCUUCCGCAAACUCUACCGCAUCAUCAACAAGAAGAGCAGCAUGGUUCCAACUCUGCCCCGAGGAAACUACACUCUGGAGGUCGUCUACAAUUAUCCCGUCCGCAGCUUCGAGGGCAGGAAGCGCGUGAUCCUGAGCACCAUCUCCUGGAUGGGGGGCAAGAACCCGUUCCUGGGCAUCGCGUACAUCACGGUGGGCUCCGUCUGCUUCUUCCUGGGCGUCGUCCUGCUCAUCGUUCACCACAAAUGCGGCAACCGAAACAACAGCGCCGACAUUUCCAACUGAGGCGGCGGCCUCCAGCUCACCUCCUCCUCCUGCUGCAGUGAGCACAUCCGUCAGGGUCAACUUUAUCGUCCACAGGCACCACUGGUAGAUACAUAAAAAAAAUAAAUAAAUGUAAUACAACAAAUUAACGUCUUCAGUGGCCAAAAUAUGGGUAUUUUAGGGUUUCAAAUCGCUUGACGGCAGCUGAUUAUUUGCCAAAGUGAAUGGAAACGUAGCCAAAUAUUUGAUGCCACAGUCGACAUCUGAACAGUUUUUAAAAGAUCUUCCCUCCUGGUAACAUGAGCAUGAUAAGCACGAGUCUCACCUCUCACUAACGUCUCACCCUAUUAACUGCCUUUUUAAAAUAAAAAAAUCCUAAUUCGAGGACUGGGGAAAGUAAGUUUUAAUGUGGUAGGUUUUGAGAAUUAGACCAACUGUGGAAUAUGACUGCAGGAAGAGUUUCAAGAGUUUCAAUACAUAGUCUAUAGUUGCAUACAAAUGAUAUAUUAAUACAACACUUUCACGCUGCAUG
Molecule: messenger RNA, 1716 nt
Organism: Perca flavescens (yellow perch)
Lineage: Eukaryota; Metazoa; Chordata; Actinopteri; Perciformes; Percidae
Product: cell cycle control protein 50A
Exons: 7
Coding region: 102-1205 (367 amino acids)
Biological process (GO): phospholipid translocation
Cellular component (GO): endoplasmic reticulum; Golgi apparatus; plasma membrane
Source: RefSeq, a predicted model, not a curated record